Dreissena polymorpha is the source of this 1108-nucleotide messenger RNA. RefSeq lists its product as uncharacterized. NCBI's taxonomy places the organism in Eukaryota, Metazoa, Mollusca, Bivalvia, Myida, Dreissenidae. The record is from RefSeq and is a predicted model, not a curated record. The coding region runs from base 32 to 1108 and encodes 358 amino acids. The transcript has 3 exons.
UAUUAUUUGCUUAGGACGCGGUUGUCGCGGAAUGGCGCAUUAUACCAGAGAAGAUAUGGCCUCUGUCUCGAGGCACUUGUUUAAAGUCCUCGAUGUUGCCGGAGCUUCUGAAUACGUCCGACAUACCAGGCAACAUAAAGCGCUUGUUGGCGAUGUUCUUGCAAGUCUUACGAACGUCAUAGAGAGAAGUGAUGUUGCUAUUUAUACUUUCGGGAGCAUGUCUGAAGGAACUACCACCCCGGGAAUGAAUUCUGAUACUGAUAUAAUGAUGUGUUUUCGAAUAUACCCGGUGUUUGAAACGAGCGACGAUGUACGCUUCGAUGACAUGAACGUCAGGUACAGAACGGAACAUGGCGAUGCCGAUUAUACAUAUCUUAUAAUGCUCAGUGACGAAGAAACGCCGAUAGGUUUCUGUAAACUGGAAUUCAUGUCCGCAGUUGACACAGAACCGAUAGACCCGGACUUGUUUUUUAAUAUAUGCAUGGACAUUAACGGACGAUUUGUGAUCACAAACAGUUGCAUGGUAGACGCCAUGGACCAGGAUGAAAGGAACGGACCUGCUGCUACAACCUUUAAACGACCUGGUUUUACUGAUCUCGACUAUAUUCCUUCUUUCCGAUGCGCAAAGUGGCCAUCAGUUGCAGAGGAAUUUUUGACAAGGAAGCGAAAGUAUGGGUUUCCAAGUACAGACAUGGCCGGGGAUUUCGGUUCAUUCGGUAUAUUUUUUGUGCCCACGGGACAUUCUGAAACACAAGAGAAGCAUCUACAAUGGCGAUUGUCGUUUUCCCUACAGGAACGCAAAAUCAUGCUGAAUUUGAACCCAACACAGUUUAAAUGUUACAUUCUUUUGAAAAUGGUGAAGGAAGACUUUGUCAAACCUGUAGUUCCUGGCAAGUCACUCACCUCAUAUCAGUGCAAAACAAGCAUUUUUUGGUCAAUUGAGCAAACUCACCCAUCGAUAUGGGUGGAAAGCAAUUUAGUUGCGUGUUUUGUGAAAUGUUUGCAUUUGCUUAAGAUCUGGAUUCGGAAUGGAUUCGUCCCAAAUUUUUUCAUGCCACCGGUAAGCAUUUGGAAGGGAAGCAAACAAAUAUGCAAAAUGACCCCAUAG